Messenger RNA from Racocetra fulgida, 564 nucleotides. The record is from the annotation of a GenBank genome assembly. Lineage: Eukaryota; Fungi; Glomeromycota; Glomeromycetes; Diversisporales; Gigasporaceae.
AAUUUUGAACAAGCAACUAAUGAUAUUAGUGGUUGCAAAUAUUCAACUAUUGGAUUAGUUAUUCCAUUUUAUAGCUCUUUACUUGAUGAAAUAGAUAAAUAUAUUAAAAAUUAUUCUAAUACAAUUAUUGAAGAAGCAGCUAAAAAAGCUAAAACUAAAUUAGAAAAAUAUUAUUCAGAUGCUGAAGAUCCUAGACUUAAAUUAGAAUAUUAUGCUGAAAAUGAAUUAGAUGAUUAUAUUGAAUCUUAUAAAAAACGAAUUAAAGAAUUGUGGAAAUCUGAAUAUCAACCAACCCAAAAUUCUAUUUCUAAAAAUAAUCAACAAAAAAAAGUAGCUACUAUUUUCAAAAAAUGUAAAAUUGUAUAUUCUGAUGAAUUAGAUAUCUAUUUAAGAAAUCCAACAAUAGAUCCAUUUAUAUAUGAUGAUAUUUUAUUAUGUAGUGUUCCAGUAGAUUUCAAAACUACAAAUAAUAUAGGUGAAGAAUUAGCUAUUGAAUCAGAUAAAACAACUGAGUUAAUUAUAGAAAUAGAAUUGGGUGAUGAGCAGGGUCUUCAAUUUUGGUGA